Molecule: messenger RNA, 520 nt
Organism: Paramecium pentaurelia
Lineage: Eukaryota; Ciliophora; Oligohymenophorea; Peniculida; Parameciidae
Source: the annotation of a GenBank genome assembly
UAUGUACUAAAUUUAUUUGACUUUUUUAAGAGACAUUGAUGUUGAAUUGAAAAAAACACUUGAAUCAUCAACACAAGUUGUAAAUGAUCACAUUUUGUAAAGGACAUGUAAAUAAUAAGAUUUAGAAUUUGUUACUAAAGUAAGUAUUUACAAAUCUAUUAGAAAUUAGAAGAUUUCAAAUUUUAAGUUGAUAAGUAUGGCAUUUAAGCAAUAGAAAAGUUUAGAGAAAAUUUAAAAGCAAACAUAGAGGGUCCAAUAUAAGCAUAGACACAUUUUAUUGCUAUGAAGAAUCAACGAUAAAAAAGUAAGUCUUAUAAGAUGGAUGAUUUGGAAAGAGUUAUUGAUAGCAGAAUCUAAGUAAUCUAGUAAUCUAAUUAAGGAAGCAAGUGAAAAAUAGAAAUAAUAAUUAAUACAUUAUUUGGACACAUUUGAAGAAGAAUUCAGAUUUUAAAAUUAGGAAAUGGCUAAUGAAUAUUAAUAAAUUGAAAAAGAAUUGCAAGAAUUAUAAUUAAAGGAUUGA